AUGCAAGCUCCAGCCGGCAGCAGCCCGGAGCCCCAGGUCGGUUCCUGCAACUCGAGUGUAACCUCCAGCUCGCUUCCGGCAGCGAACGCCACCAGCCUCUCCAACCUGACCGACCGGUUCGGCAGGAACGAGUCGCUAGCCCGCACCGAGAUCUCGGUGCUGGGGGUCAUCUUCGUGCUGGCGGUGCUGGGGAACGUGUUGGUGCUGUUAGCUCUGUGCAAGAGCCGCAGGAAGACCUCCAAGAUGCACCUCUUCAUCAAACACCUGAGCCUGACAGACUUGACGGUGGCUGUCUUUCAGGUCCUGCCCCAAUUCAUCUGGGACAUCACCUACCGCUUCCAGGGCCCUGACCUCCUUUGUCGCCUGGUAAAGCACCUGCAGAUUUUUGGCAUGUUCGCCUCCACCUACAUGAUGGUCAUAAUGUCGGUGGACCGCUACAUUGCCAUCUGCCACCCCUUGAAAACCCUGCAGCAGAGGUCCUACCUGAUGAUCAUUGGCACCUGGGUGGGCAGUUUCAUCGUUAGCUGCCCUCAGUCCUUCAUCUUCUCCCUGCGGGAGAUCGAGGAGGGCUCCGGGGUCUACGACUGCUGGGCCAGCUUCAUCUUCCCCUGGGGCAUCCAGGCGUACAUCACCUGGAUCGCGCUGGGGGUCUUCGCUGCGCCAGUGCUUAUCGUGCUGGUGUGUUACACCUGCAUCUGCUACAGCAUCUUCAAGAACGUCAAGUAUAAGACCAAGGUUCCGUCCCACACCUCCUUCAGGAACGGCCUCAUCACCUCCGGGGUCAGCAAUGUCAACACCAUCUCCAAAGCCAAGAUGCGAACGGUGAAGAUGACCCUGGUGAUUGUCCUCGCUUAUAUUGUGUGCUGGGCCCCCUUCUUCACCGUCCAGCUGUGGUCUGUCUGGGACAAGAGCGCUCCCAAGGACGAUUCUACAGACACUGCAUUUACCCUCACCAUGCUGCUUGGAAGUCUGAACAGCUGCUGCAACCCAUGGAUCUACAUGUUCUUCAGUGGCCACCUCCUGAGCGAUAUCAUCCAUGUUUUUCCCUGUUGCCACAAAAUUACCCGAAAGCUGAAGAAGGAAGAUUCAGAAACCAGCAUUAAGAGGCACACUCUGCUGACAAAGAUCAUCAAAAAAUUGUAAUCUGCCCGUCCACCACCACACAGUCCUUGGAAACUAUGUAAAUAAGUCAAGAAGUACAAGUGCGAUUGAAAAGUCUUGAAUGAAGUAUGUUUAAUGUUUUAUUCUAAAGUGCAAAUCUGCAAAGUAAUCGCCCCAUUAAAGUGUUUGUUUUUCAAGAAUCCUCUUAUUAGCCCUACCCUUCGCCCCCAACCCACCUCCCCAUGCUUCCCUCUGUGGGAAAAUAUGUGUCGAAUAAUUUUGUAAUUCGUUCUUUAAGCUGCCUUUAAC
Molecule: messenger RNA, 1410 nt
Organism: Stegostoma tigrinum
Lineage: Eukaryota; Metazoa; Chordata; Chondrichthyes; Orectolobiformes; Stegostomatidae
Gene: avpr1aa
Product: arginine vasopressin receptor 1Aa
Exons: 3
Coding region: 1-1143 (380 amino acids)
Biological process (GO): regulation of systemic arterial blood pressure by vasopressin; positive regulation of vasoconstriction; G protein-coupled receptor signaling pathway
Cellular component (GO): membrane
Molecular function (GO): vasopressin receptor activity; peptide binding
Source: RefSeq, a predicted model, not a curated record